Cicer arietinum (chickpea) is the source of this 876-nucleotide messenger RNA. RefSeq lists its product as uncharacterized. The record is from RefSeq and is a predicted model, not a curated record. Lineage: Eukaryota; Viridiplantae; Streptophyta; Magnoliopsida; Fabales; Fabaceae.
AAGCAGGAUCUUCGUCGUUAUCACACACUCAGUCAUAUCCAAAACAUUUUAGUAUGACAUGACACCUCGUUGUACAUUCAUCCCAAUAAAAAUUUGACAAGAGAUAAGAACAAGCAAAGUAUAGAGAAGCUAAUAGAAGCUUCAAUUCGUCGCUACACCAACACUUAUAUAUAUUGAUUGAUAUUACACGGUUAUCUUCAUAUUAAGACGCAGGUCAACGAUAUAGAAAUUGAAAUAGUGUACCUUUUGUUAUCAUAAAGAAAAGUAAUUCAGCAACAAUAAUGGGUUCUCUUAUGGCAGGAUGGGACUCUAACACAUUGGAUCCUAAAUCAGCGUCACUUGAAAGGAAUCGAUCGCUAACAAAAGAAGAAAUUGACGCUUUCUGGAAAUCAAAGAAAGAGACAGAGGACCAACACCUCAAAGCAAUUUCUAAUUUAUCAAGGAAUAUUCAGCCGGGCAAAUACGAGGAUAAUGUGCCUUUGCCUCGCCGCAUAAAGGAGUCAUUAGGCAUGGAUGCUGACAAUAAUUUGGACCAGCUUAUUAAGAAAAAUCCCUGGUGGACCAAGAGCAAUUGGGCAUUUCUGAAUGAACCUCCAGUGAUAGAAGCUUCUUCCAACAAGUAUGCAUCACAGUUUCACAUAGCCAAAUUGAGAUCGUCAAAAGAUAACCCCGAACAUGGAAUUAGUGCUUGAUACGAAUAUUAUGUCCUAUUCCACCCUUUACAUACAUAUCCACCAAUGUAAUAAUUGUUGUGCUUGUAUAUAUGAGCGUUGAUUUUAGUUUACCACUUAAAAUUAAAUGUAAUUUUGUUCAAAAAAUAUUUUUAAUAUAAUCAGGGACUAAACAGAGUAAGUGAAAAAAUAUUUGAUUUAAAAA